AUGCAGUCAGUAUACAAAUUAGUCUCUACUGUAAACCAAUUUUACAGAGAAAUUAAUCCGUCAACACUUUCUGGUGCAAUUGAUGUAAUCGUUGUUAAAAAACCUAAUGGUGAAUUAGCAUGUUCACCUUUUCACGUUCGAUUCGGGAAAUUAAUGGUUCUAAGACCUCAAGAAAAAAAGGUCGAAAUUGUCGUCAAUGGUAAAGUCGUUGAUUUCCCAAUGAAAAUUGGGGAAGCUGGUGAAGCUUUUUUCGUGUUCGAAACUGAAAAUCACGUCCCAGAAGAACUGCGAACCUCUCCAUUAGCAGGUCCCAGUCAGCCUUUACCAACUGAAGAGGAACCCGAUUUCUUAGAUUUAAAUACAGAUAGCUCUAAAGAAAGUGUUUCUAAAAAUAAGGUUGAGCAAAAUAAUGCAAUUGGCUCAGAAGAUGAUUAUGAGGGAGACGCUGAACCAAAAGUGUUUGUUGCUGAGCCUGAGCAUAUGAGUAGGAUGAAAGUUGAUACACCUUCGGAAAUUAUAACUCCAGCUAGUCCAACGUCUGAAGAAGGCACUAUAACGGAUGAGGUUACAACUCCGACUACAAUACCAGAUGAAUAUGAUGAUGAAUCAAAUAAGGCAAUUUUGAAUGCUGAUAUUAUUCAUGAGGUGAAUGAAAGACUUGCAGUUAACAAUCAGGAUAUAAAAUUGGAAUCAAACACGUCAAAUCUAGUAUUUUCGAUUAAUGAUGAUGAACGAGAUUCAUUGGCAAAGCUACAUCUUGAAACCGAAAUAGUAUUAAAAGAUGGUGAAGAUGCAAACCAGCCGAAUAGAGAAAAUAAUAAUAAGCUUAAUUUAAACGAUAUUGUUUCUGUAUCAGAUUUGAAAAAGGAUGAAUCUGAUCUAGAAGUUCAAUUUAAUGAUGUGAUGGCAACGCAAAAAAAAAACGGAGAAUUAGAAACCGAAAUAUCGAGGCAGAAUCGAGAGAGAGCUUUAUCGAUGCCACCUGUUCAUCCAAAUUGGGAAAAAUCUGAAGGACCAUUUUCCGAUACAGAAUUGGAGGAAACACGAAAACCGGAAAAACCUUUGGAAAGGCGAACAAGUAGAACUAGUCCUUUGAGUGAUACAGAAUUGGAAUAUGAUCCCAAAAAGCCUACGAAAGAUUCGGGAGAAUGGUCAUGGAGAUGGGGGGCAUUGCCUGUAAGAAAAUCUGAGAAAAUUGAACACUGGCAAGAUGGCGUUGACGAUAAAGAUUGGGGAAAUGAUAAUACAGCCGAAAAAGAAUCAGGCAUAGAAAUUGGAGGAAACUUUCAUCAUUUUGAAAUAUCAUUAUGCGGAAGCGAAGAUUUUGGAAGAGACGAGGAAAUUGACGCUGAAAUGUUUCGCAAGAAUCAAAUUACAUACGAAUUUUUCUCUAAAAGUCCACGAAUUUUGAAUGAUAAAUCUUUAGUUGUUAAAUAUAACAGCAGAUAUUAUUCGUGGCAAUCUGCUGCACCAAUAAUAGCUUCUUUACUUGUAUUUCAAAAGCCUCUUCCAGAUUCGACAGUGACUGAUUUAUAUAAUAAUAAGUGUAGAUCGUCUGAUCAGCGCAGAUAUAGUUUAAGAGGAUGGAGUCGAUGGUGGAGUCGUUCAUCAAGUCCACUUCCAAUAGAAGCACCAGUAAAAGUUGACGACAAGCCAAAAAAUGACGUCGAAAAGGAAGAAGAAAAACCAACAAAGUUUUAUGCAAAAACACUCCGUCUUACUUCUGAACAAUUAAAAAGUCUUAAUUUAAAGAAAGGAGCAAACACAAUAUCUUUCUCCGUCGCAUCCUAUCAAAAAAAAGCCACAUGUAUUGCGAAGCUAUUCUUCUGGGACUAUGAUACACAGAUCGUAAUUUCUGAUAUAGAUGGAACUAUUACAAAGUCAGAUGCUCUUGGUCAUGUGUUUACAAUGAUUGGCAGAGACUGGACACAUUCAGGUGUUGCCAAAUUAUAUACUGAUAUUACAAGGAAUGGAUAUCAAAUUUUAUAUUUGACAAGUAGAGCUAUCGGACAGGCUGAUUAUACAAGAGAUUAUUUAAAGAAAGUGGAACAAGACAAAUAUCAAUUACCCGAUGGGCCUGUUAUUAUGUCACCUGAUCGUUUAUUGACCGCUUUUCACAGGGAGGUAAUUAUGCGCAAACCCGAAGUUUUCAAAAUGGCAUGCUUGCGAGACGUGCAAAAAUUAUUUGGAGAUAGAAAUCCAUUUUUUGCAGGUUUUGGAAAUAGAAUAACGGAUGCUUUAUCCUAUCGAAGCGUUAAUGUACCACCAUCAAGAAUCUUCACAAUUGAUUCAAAUGGUGAAGUAAUAUUGGAGUUAUUGUCAGGAUAUAGAUCAUCAUAUGUAGAUUUAAGUGAUUUAGUGGAUCAAAUGUUUCCUCAUAUUGGUGGUCGUAAAUGGGAUACAGUUUAUAAUGAUUGGAAUUAUUGGAAACCGCCUUUACCAGACAUUGAAAUACCUCUAGAAAUAUAUGAGAAUCAGUCAACAACACCAUCGUCUCCAAGGAGUUCAGCUGUUACGAUUGGAUCUCCACGUUUAGGGAUGAUUCGAAAUUUAACCGGUAGUAUAACGGGCAGUAACAGCAAUAAUCCUACAAUAUCAGCACAUGGUGUAUUAGAAUCACCGGGAAAUCAUUUAUUAAAUAAAACAAAUGGAAACGAUUCUGUAAUAACUAAUCAAAGGAUUGUUUAUGUUGGAGGUGAUGUUGAUAUGCCAGGAAGAAUGGAUAUAUAUUCAGAUGAAAACGCAAGUAUGGUGGGAUACGACGAUGAAAUAGAUGAUGGAGAUGAUGAAGGCGAAUACGAAAACGACGACGAGGAUGAUGACGAGGGUGAGGAUGAUGAUGAAAUUGAUUAUAUACCGACUGAUAUUGAUUUAAGCAGCAUACCGUAUUAG
Rhizophagus irregularis DAOM 181602=DAOM 197198 is the source of this 2892-nucleotide messenger RNA. NCBI's taxonomy places the organism in Eukaryota, Fungi, Glomeromycota, Glomeromycetes, Glomerales, Glomeraceae. The record is from RefSeq and is a predicted model, not a curated record.